AUGAUCUAGUUGUCUGCGAGAGAUCCAGAAAGAUGCAUCAACAGCGCAUGGAGCGCGUGCAGGUGCAUACUCCGCGCUCACCUGUCGCGGCUGCGAUGCCGCCUCCACGGCGACGGCGGCGACUGCGGGCGCUUCUUCGAAGCAACAACAACAGCAGACCAAGCACGCCAAGCAAAGCAACGGCGAAGCAUCGGCCACGGCCAGCCAGUCUUCGUCGGACUCGCGAUCAGCGAAAUUGGCGGGAGUUCGUCUUGACAGCAGUCAGCAGUCAGGUACAGCGCUAGCCGCCGCAUACUACAGUCGAUUCGACGUUCAUUGCGCUCCGCUCCGAUCAACUCUGCCGUCGCGAUAUACCGUACGAUAUUGUUCUUCGUCUUCUUCCUGUGGUUGUCGUACUCUUUACCAGCAACCCGAUAUACCGGACCAGAAGAUACUUUGGUGCCGGUGAGUCAAAAACAAUCUUUGCUAAUUUCUUGUCAACUGUUCAUAGUAUAUUUCCAUCAUUCUAGCAAACAAAUUCAAAUAACGAUGUUUUGAUGACAAAAUGCCUUAUUGGAUGAUACGAUUUUUCAAAACCUUUUGGCUAAUCGACAGUAUUGAUGAUUCUAGGAUUUUACAAAUAAGAUCAUAUUCAUAAAUUCGUAUAGUAUAUAGUGAGUACAUAGUUUUCUUUUUAAUAAUAUCCUGUACACGUAUAUUACACAUUCAAAUCUUGUUUGUCUGCGUAUA
Molecule: messenger RNA, 729 nt
Organism: Acanthoscelides obtectus
Lineage: Eukaryota; Metazoa; Arthropoda; Insecta; Coleoptera; Chrysomelidae
Source: the annotation of a GenBank genome assembly